Strongylus vulgaris is the source of this 183-nucleotide messenger RNA. The record is from the annotation of a GenBank genome assembly. Lineage: Eukaryota; Metazoa; Nematoda; Chromadorea; Rhabditida; Strongylidae.
AUGACAAAAGCUGCAAGCCAACUUUUCGAUGUAACAGCCGACGGAAACGAGUUACUCAACUGUGCCGAGGAGUGGAAACUGUUGGUUGGGAAGACGAAGAUUGAGGCUCAGCGUGAGUUCAUUCAUAUGACUAACAAAAUGCUCACCAGGUAUGGAUGGAAUCCACCAGAAGGAUGGGUUUGA